Staurois parvus is the source of this 384-nucleotide messenger RNA. NCBI's taxonomy places the organism in Eukaryota, Metazoa, Chordata, Amphibia, Anura, Ranidae. The record is from the annotation of a GenBank genome assembly.
AUGCAGUAUAUAACAGAUGGUCCAUGCCGCAGCUUAAAGCCAACCAAAGAGUUAGUUUGUUCUGGUCAAUGCUUACCCUCUCAUCUCCUACCAAACUCCAUCGGUCGAGGAAAGUGGUGGCGCCAGAGCUCAUCAGAUUACCGUUGUGUGCCAGCCCACAGCCACACACAACGUAUUCAGCUCCUAUGCCCCGACAAUGAAGUACGGACAUACAAGAUCAGAGUGGUCACAUCAUGUCGCUGCAAGCGCUACACUCGCUUCCACAACCAGUCAGAGCUGAAAAAUAUUGGCAAGGAAACAGCGAGGACUUCCAAGAACAAGAAGCCUCAUCUUGCCAGGAUUAGACAUAAAUCCAAUCAUCAUGAGCUAGAAAAUGCUUACUGA